AUGCCUUCCCCACAACGGUUGUCAAAAGCCGUGCUCGAUAGACAUUUUGGCAAAUAUUGUGAAGCCCUCAAGAAGGUACACGGUUCUACUCCCUUUUCUGAUCUUUUAGUUCAAAUGCCUCAAUUUGCAAAUUUUGUAAAGAAUAUUAAAGAUCAACGAAAGGAUAAGGAAGUAGUAAAUAAGAAAGGCCAUACUCUCUUAUAUGAUAACCUACCACCUAAGCUGCAUGAUCCGGGUAGUUUCACUAUUCCCUGCACGAUAAACGAGAAAUUUUUCGAUAGGGUUUUGUGCGAUUUAGGUGCUAGUGUUAACUUAAUGUCUUAUUCAUUAUAUGAGAGUUUAGGCUUGCAAGGACUUAGACCUUCCCCUAUUUCUAUUCAAUUGGCUGAUAGGACCUCUAGACUCCCUAAGGGUGUGGUUGAAGAUGUAUUAGUCACAGUGGGUGGACUUGUUAUUCCUGUUGAUUUUGUUGUCUUGGAUAAGAAGGAAGAUCGGAAGAUCCCGAUCAUACUUGGUCGUCCAUUCCUUGCCACAAGUCAAGCUUUAAUAGAUGUUCCUAAAGGACAAGUGACCAUUAGGGCCUAG
This is a messenger RNA of Chenopodium quinoa (quinoa), 585 nucleotides long. RefSeq lists its product as uncharacterized. The coding region runs from base 1 to 585 and encodes 194 amino acids. The transcript has a single exon. Lineage: Eukaryota; Viridiplantae; Streptophyta; Magnoliopsida; Caryophyllales; Amaranthaceae. The record is from RefSeq and is a predicted model, not a curated record.